Camelina sativa (false flax) is the source of this 1225-nucleotide messenger RNA. The record is from RefSeq and is a predicted model, not a curated record. Lineage: Eukaryota; Viridiplantae; Streptophyta; Magnoliopsida; Brassicales; Brassicaceae.
UUCUCUCUCUCUCUCUCUCUCUCUCUCUCUCUCUCUCUCUUCCAAAAAACAAAACUCAAAAUCUCUUAUAGAUCAAGUUUCGAUCUCUGCCUUUAACCAUCAUCAUCGUCUAUCUUUCUCUCUCUUUCUUCAUUCUCAAGAUUUCUCCUCAGGUUUCAUCUCCCUUUCUUCUCAUCAAUUCCGACUCUGUUUGCUAAAAAAACAGAGAGAUUUGAUCAUUUGGUUUUUUCUUCUUUGAUACGAUUUUUCAGGAGAUCGUCUCAAAGAGAGGUGUAAAGGAUUAAACAAAACAAUAAAAAAUAAUGGCAGAUUAUCAUAUGCAACCGGUUCUUCAAAAACCCCCGGGUUAUAGAGAUCCUAACAUGGCGUCUCCUCCUCCUCCUCCUCCUCUCGUUUCUCAACAGCCUAUGAGAAAAGCCUCCGCCGCUAUGCCUACUUCUUUCCGACCCAAGCGAAAACGCAGAAGCUGUUGUCGUUUCUGUUGCUGCUGCGUUUGCAUUUCUCUUGUCCUCUUGAUCUUUCUCUUCUUAGUCGGGACUGCUGUUUUCUACCUCUGGUUCGAUCCCAAGCUUCCUACUUUCAGCCUCGCUUCGUUCCGUCUCGACGGUUUCAAACUCGCAGACGAUCCCGACGGUGCUUCUCUCUCCGCUACAGCCGUUGCGCGCGUUGAGAUGAAGAAUCCUAACUCCAAACUCGUUUUUUACUACGGAAACACCGCUUUGGAGAUGAGCGUCGGGAGUGGAAAUGACGAGACGGGGAUGGGAAAAACGACGGUGGAUGGGUUCCGACAAGGUCCGAAAAACUCGACGAGCGUGAAAGUGGAGACGGCGGUGAAGAACCAGCUCGUGGAGAGAGGUUUGGCUAAGAGACUCGCUACGAAAUUUCAGAGUAAAGAUUUGGUGAUUAAUGUUGUUGCAAAGACUAAAGUUGGAUUUGGUUUCGCCGGGAUUAAGAUCGGAAUGGUCGCCGUUAAUUUGAGAUGCGGCAGCGUUAGCUUGAUCAAGCUUGAAACUGAUUCACCAAAGUGCACCCUCAAUACUCUCAAAUGGGUGAAUUUACAAGGAUGAGGUGGCGGCGAUCUAACAUUUGUAUGAAUAUGUGUAACUAUAUUGUAGAUAAAUAUAUUUUUCUUGUCUUUUUUAUAUUCUAUUUUUCGUGUUUUAUAUAAUAAUUUAUUAUUACACAUUUUUAAUUUAUUUCAUUUAAUAUAUUUUCGCUGCAUCGA